CUGUAUCUCCUUGAUAUAGUGAAACUGGCUCUCUCUCGCCCGUGGACGUAGCUAACACACAUCGUGUUAGUGAACCACGUAAAUCGUGUGUCGUAUUUUCGAUUCUCGCUUUUCGUAUUCUUGCUUUGUCGAUUCCUGCGAUUUCUCGAUCCGUAGCAGCGCGUUUAUAACACUCAAACUGCCCAAAAAUUGCAAGGUACGUUUACAGCCAGUACAUCAAGCUAAGCACUCUCCCAUCCCAUUCCCAUGUGGUAAUUUAGUACUGAGAGACCAGACCACACCGUACGUACCCAAAAGAAACGGGUCCAAAAUCACACAAGGGAAAGGAAAGAGACAGCAAAUAGUGGGAAAGGAAAUCAUCAUCGUCGUCAUAAAUGUCUCUAGCUAGUUGUUAAACUCCACAACCGCCGCUUGUCCUCUCUCUCUUAAGAGUUAAGAUCUUUUUUUCUUUGUGCCUCGACGACUCCGCAUAUAACGACGGAUCGGACCGCAUGGCGCCAUUGUUAGAUUAGAUUAGAUUGAGCACGGCAGUACCGUAGUGUAGGUACGGUUGACCCGUACGUACGGCAUUACGUACACACAGCUCUCAAUCUGACAAAACAAUGUGCUUCUGCUUGUGCUUGUGCUGCAUCCAUCGCCAUUAAUGCAAUGAUCCGCCCCACCCACUAGAGAGCCAGCCAUUAAUUCCCUUAUUAUUAUUACAGAAAAGAAAAGUCUGGGUUGGAUCUAGCUAGCUACUGGUCCAGUUCCAAUUCGUCUCCCGCAUUAACUACGGUCCGACCCCACUAUGGGCCCGGCGGACAUGGACAUGACCGGCCCGACCCCGUCGGCCCAUUUUGUUUUCGUGGAAAGAACAGCAAGAGAGCUGGAGGAUGAACGGUCAGGUAAGGUAUCAAGUGGGCAGCGGUGGCGGGUCAGAGCAGAGGAAGUUGCUGCCUAUGCUUCUUCUUCUUCUUGGGAGUGGAGGGAACAUAUCUAUCUAUCUGGCCUUGCUGCAGUGAUGUCUUUGGUUGGGUAGCCAACUACUAUUCAAUCGGGUCUCGUACGUUCUUGAAAUUGUGUGGUGAUUAAAUUUACUGGUCUCAACUAAUUAAUUAUCAAGUAUAUAUAGUGCAAAACAUCAACACGUCAUGAACGGACAUAACAAUUUCGUCGAUGGCCACCAUUAGGACAAGGUAGGGGGCGACGGUUACUACGACUCGAUCAUAAUAUCUCUUAAAUUCAAGCAUACAUUUUUUUAUCUCCACAUAAAUUCUUACCGUUCAUAGACAACCUAAAGAUCGAGAAAACACGAUAUUUCAUACUACAACCCAAAAACUCACAUCAAAUUACCUAACCUGCCGCAUGCAUUCAUGCACCGAGAGAACAACUCUUUCCAUCAAAUUCAUUCUUCCGUCCUCUGGAUGUGACAUUUUCCUCUUCCCUAGAGUAAAUAUCUCACCAAAUCCACUUCCAUUCGACUUCAAAUCAGUUACUUAAAGCCCCAACCAAACCACCACCUAACCUUGCAGCCCACUGCCCAAUUUCCCCUCUCUAUUUUCUAGCCCCUUAGCUUGUGUUAUUUCCUCAUUGAUGUGUAUUCGUAGCCGUCCAUCAUAUAUCUCAUGUCGACCCCAUUUACGUGCAAAAUUUUCAACGCUACGUACUACGACUACUAGUCCCCCAUUCUUUCCAACGAGACGCCCCAUUCCGCCCGCAACCCCUUUCCUUUUUUUUUUAAUCUUCUUCUCUACUAAAAGUCGCUACCAUACACUGUUUUCAGUCCAACUUCCAUGCACGACGACAAAACAGAGGUUUAAUUUUUACACCGUUCUAUCCAUACGUACUCCGGAAACUUCUGUCCAGAUUUUACUUUUUCCGGCCUAACCUCUCCCACGGCCACCUACUACAAUAAGUGGUGUUACAAAAGGGCAGGCAUAUUACAAAACAACACAAGUGCAACCCUAGCUAAAGCUCAAUAAUCAACCUUUUGAUGUAUACCAUCGGUUGCUUUCUCAAUAUCAUGGUAUGGGAACGUCACUUGGCUGGCUAGCUAGCUGGGCUGGUGCCUCGUUGCAUACUAUAGCUUUACAGCAAAACCAAAAGGUGCGUACGUACGUAGUGUAUUAGUUGUUUGCAGUCGCUUGCUGAUUGCUGUAUCGAUCUGUGCGGUGUGACGUUACAUUGUUGGCUCUGAGACUGAGAGUAGUUAAUUAUAGUAUUUGCUGAACCGUACACUGGCUUUUGUCAUACCGUAUGGGUAGUGACAUGGCGCCCAGCCCAUCUUGCCGUUUAAAGCCAAGUGCUUUUUUUUUUCUACCACUGCGAAAGGAAAAGCAGCUGUACGUGGGACGAGAUAAAGAGAUCCGCUGACUCGUAUUCACUAGUCACGACCCACCAUACCCAAGACCCAACGUUCUUUUUUAUUAUGUACAAUAAUUAGUGUUUGUUUCAAUCCUUUAUUUUCUUAUUUAAGAUUCUAUAAUAUUAGUAUAGCAAAAAUGACGUGUUAGCUUUUUUUUUUUUUUUAAGAUUACAGAUCACGGAUUCGGUAUGAGUCUAUUAUUCAACGAUGAUUAACUCAAUUAAGCAUCGAUUUAGUCGAAUUUAUACCGGGUCAAUUUUCGACAGAUUUUAAAGGUAUACCAUUACAAAUUUCAUGCAAUUUUUCGGGAAUGCCAUUUUCUUUCGACUCUGGAGGCUACAGAUCACGAAAUCAAGUCAAGGCUAUUCUCCACCGAUAAUGAAGUCAUUUGAUCCUAUUCUCCACAGAUGAUAAGUCAAUUAAGCACCAAUUUGGGCAAAUUUAUUUUCGGAUGACAUUUUCGUAAUUUUUUUGGCGACGAAAGGCCAUUUUCUUUGUAUUUUUAAGGUUACAGAUCAUGGGUUCGCCCUGAGGUUAUUCUUCAACGAUGAUUAAGUUCAUGAAGCACCCAUUUGAGCGGAUUUAUUUUGGGUCAAUUUUUGGCAGAUUCAAAUGGGGUACCAUCACAUAUUUCGGGCAAUUUUUUUGAAAUGUCAUUUUGUUUCGAUUCUAUAGGCUACAGAUCACAGAAUCAGGCCGAGGCUAUUCUCCACCGAUGAUGAAGUAUAUUGAUCAAAUUCUCCACAAAUGAUAAGUCAAUUAGGCACCGAUUUGGGUCAAUUGAUUUUUGGAUGACAUUUUCAUAAUUUUUUAAGCUUCGAAAUGCCAUUUUCUAUAGAUUUUGAAGGAUACAGAUCACAGAUUUGCCUUGAGGCUAUUAUUCAACAAUAAUUAUGUCCAUUAAGCACCGAUUUGGGCGUAUUUAUUCCAUGUCAAUUUUUGGCAGAUUCCAAAGGGGUACCAUCACAGAUUUCGGGAGAUUUUUUCGAAAUGUCAUUUUCUUUUGAUUCUGGAGGCUGCAUAGCACGGAAUCAAGCCGAGGCUAUUCUCCAUCGAUAAUGAAGUCUAAUGAUCCUAUUCUCCACGGAUGAUAAGUCCAUUAAGAACAUAUUUGUGUCAAUCUAUUUUUGGAUGACAUUUUCGUCAUUUUUUAAGUUUCGAAAAGCCAUUUCUUUAGAUUUUGAAGGCUACAGAUCACAGAUUCGCCUUAAGGCUAUUCUUUAACGAUGAUUGAGUCCAUUAAGCACCGAUUUGGGCGGAUUUAUCCCUGGUCAAUUUUUGGCAGAUUCCAAAGGGGUACCAUCACAGAUUUUGGGAGUUUUUUUCGAAAUGUCGUUUUCUUUUGAUUCUGGAGGCUACAUAUCAAGGAAUCAGGCCGAGGCUAUUCUCUACCGAUGAUGAAGCUAUUGAUCCUAUUUUCCACAAAUGAUAAGUCCAUUAAGCACCGAUUUGUGUCAAUUGAUUUUUGGAUGACAUUUUUCGUAAUUUUUUAAGCUUCAGAAAGCCAUUAUCUUUAGAUUUUGAAGGCUACAGAUCACAGAUUUGGCUUGAUGCUAUUCUUCAACGAUGAAUAAGUCCAUUAAGCACUGAUUUGGGCGGAUUUAUCCCUGGUCAAUUUUUGGCAGGUUCCAAAGGGGUACCAUCACAGAUUUCGGAAGAUUUUUUUGAAAUGCCAUUUUCUUUUGAUUUUGAGGCUACAUAUCAUGGAAUCAACCCGAGGCUAUUCUCCAUCAAUAAUGAAGUCUAAUGAUCCUAUUAUCCACGGAUGAUAAGUCCAUUAAGAACAUAUUUGAGCCAAUUUAUUUUUGGAUGACAUUUUCGUAAUUUUUUAAGCUUCGAAAGGCCAUUUUCUUUAGAUUUUGAAGGCUACAAAUCACGUAUUCGACCUGAGACUAUUCUUCAACGAUGAUUAAGUCCAUUAAGCAGCGAUUUGGGCGGAUUUAUCCCUGGUCAAUUUUUGGAAGAUUCCAAAGGGGUACCAUCACAGAUUUCGGGAGAUUUUUUCGAAAUGUCAUUUCCUUUUGAUUCUGGAGGCUACACAUAUCACGAAAUCUAGCCGAGAUUAUUCUCCACCGAUAAUGAAGUCUAAUGAUCCUAUUCUGCACGGAUGAUAAGUCCAGUAAGAACCGAUUUGGGCAUUUUUAUUUUCGGAUGGCAUUUUCGUAAUUUUUUGGGCGAAGAAAUGCCAUUUUCUUUGUAUUUUGAAGACUACAAAUCACGGAUUCGACCUGAGACUAUUCUUCAACAAUGAUUGAGUCCAUUAAGCACCGAUUUGGGUAUAUUUAUUCCUUGUUAAUUUUUGGCAGAUUUCAAAGGGGUACCAUCACAGAUAUCGGGAGAUUUUUUCGAAAUGCCAUUUUCUUUUUGAUUCUGGAGGCUACAUAUCACUGAAUCAGGCAGAGGCUAUUGUCCACCGAUGAUGAAGCUAUUGAUCCUAUUCUCCACAAAUGAUAAGUCCACUAAGCACCGAUUCGGGUCUAUUAUUUUUGGAUGACAUUUUCGUAAUUUUUUAAGCUUCGAAAGGCCAUUUUCUUUAGAUUUUGAAGGCUACAGAUCACAGAUUUGGCUUGGGGCUAUUCUUCAACGAUGUUUAAGUCCAUUAAGAACUUAUUUGGGAGGAUUUAUCCCUGGUCAAUUUUUGGCAUAUUCCAAAGGGGUAACAUCACAGAUUUUUGGAGAUUUUUUCAAAAUGUCAUUUUCUUUUGAUUCUGGAGGCUACAUAUCACGGAAUCAAGCCGAGGCUAUUCUCCAUCGAUAAUGAAGUCUAAUGAUCCUAUUCUCCACAGAUGAUAAGUCCAUUAAGAACAUAUUUGGGUCAAAUUAUUUUUUGAUGACAUUUUCGUAAUUUAUUAAGCUUCGAAAGACCAUUUUCUAAAGGCUACAGAUCACAGAUUCGACUUAAUGCUAUUAUUCUACGAUGAUUAAGUAUAUUAAGCACCGAUUUGCGCGGAUUUAUCCCUUUUCAAUUUUUGGCAGAUUUUAAAGUUACCAUCACAGAUUUCGGGAGAUUUUUUCAAAAUGUCAUUUUCUUUUAAUUCUGGAGGCUACAUAUUACAUAAUCAGGCCGAGGCUAUUCUCCACCGAUGAUGAAGCUAUUGAUCCUAUUCUCCAAAAAUGAUAAGUCCAUUAAGUACCGAUUUGGGUCAAAUGACCUUUGGAUGACAUAUUCGUAAUUUUUUAUGCUUCGAAAUGUCAUUUUCUUUAGAUUUUGAAGGCUACAGAUCACAGAUUUGGCUUGAGGCUAUUCUUCAACGAUGAUUUAGUCCAUUAAGCACUGAUUUAGGCGGAUUUAUCCCUGGUCAAUUUUUGGCAGAUUCCAAAGGGGUACCAUCACAGAUUUCGGGAGAUUUUUUCGAAAUGUCAUUUUCUUUUUUUUCUGGAGGCUACAUAUCCCGGAAUCAAGCCGAGGCUACUCUCCAUUGAUAAUGAAGUCUAAUGAUCCUAUUCUCCACGGAUGAUAAGUCCAUUAAGAACAUAUUUGGCCAAUUUAUUUUUGGAUGACAUUUUCGUAAUUUUUUAAACUUCGAAAGGCCAUUUUCUUUAGAUUUUGAAGGCUAAAGAUCGCAGAUUCGGUUUGAUGCUAUUCUUCAACGAUGAUUAAUUCUAUUAAACACUUAUUUGAGCGGAUUUAUCCCUGGUCAUUUUUUGGCAGAUUCCAAAGGGGUACCAUCACAGAUUUCGGGAGAUUUUUUCGAAAUGCCAUUUUCUUUUUAUUUGGAGUCUACAUAUCACAGAAUCAAGACGAGUCUAUUCUCCAUCGAUAAUGAAGUCUAAUGAUCCUAUUCUCCAUGGAUGAUAAGUCCAUUAAGAACAUAUUUGUGCCAAUUUAUUUUUGGAUGACAUUUUCGUAAUUUUUUUUAACUUCGGUAGAUUUUUUCGAAAUGCCAUUUUCUUUUUAUUUGGAGUCUACAUAUCACGGAAUCAAAACGAGUCUAUUCUCUACCGAUAAUGAAGUCUAAUGAUCCUAUUCUCCAUGGAUGAUAAGUCCAUUAAGAACAUAUUUGUUACAAUUUAUUUUUAGAUGACAUUUUCGUAAUUUUUUUUAACUUCGAAAGGCCAUUUUCUUUAGAUUUUGAAGGCUACAGAUCACAGAUUCGGCUUGAGGCUAUUCUUCAACGAUGAUUAAGUCCUUUAAGCACCGAUUUGGGCGGAUUUAUCACUGGUUAAUUUUUGGCAGAUUCCAAAGGGGUACCAUCAUAUAUUUUUAGAGAUUUUUCGAAAUGCCAUUUUCUUUUGAUUCUGUAGGCUACAUAUCAAGGAAUAAAGCCGAGUCUAUUCUCCACCGAUAAUGAAGUAUAAUGAUCCUAUUCUCCACGAAUGAUAAGUCCAUUAAGAACCGAUUUGGGCCAAUUUAUUUUUGGAUGGCAUUUUGGUAAUUAUUGUGCUAAGAAAGACAAUUUUCUUUGUAUUUUGAAGGCUACAAUCACUGAUUCGGCUAAGACUAUUAUUCAACGAUGAUUAAGUCCAUUAAGCACCGAUUUGGACAUAUUUAUAUCUUGUCAAUUUUUUGGAAGAAUUCAAAGGGGUACCAUCACAGAUUUCGGGAAAUUUUUCGAAAUGUCAUUUUCUUUUGAUUCUGGAGGCUACAUAUCGCGGAAUCAGGCCGAGGCUAUUCUCUACCGAUGAUGAAGCUAUUGAUCCUAUUUUCCACAAAUGAUAAGUCUAUUAAGCACCGAUUUUUGUCAAUUGAUUUUUGGAUGCCAUUUUCGUAAAUUUUUAAGCUUCAAAAGUCCAUUAUCAUUAGAUUUUGAAGGCUACAGAUCAUAGAUUUGGCUUGAGGCUAUUCUUCAACGAUGAAUAAGUCCAUUAAGCACCGAUUUGGGCGGAUUUAUCCCUGGUCAAUUUUAGGCAGGUUCCAAAGGGGUAUCAUCCCAGAUUUCAGGAGAUUUUUUUCGAAAUGCCAUUUUCUUUAGAUUCUGGAGGCUACAUAUCAUGGAAUCAAGCCGAGGCUAUUCUCCAUCAAUAAUGAAGUCUAAUGAUCUUAUUCUCCACGGAUGAUAAGUCCAUUAAGAAGAAAUUUGAGCAAAUUUAUUUUUGGAUGACAAUUUCGUAAAUUUUUAAACUUCGAAAGGCCAUUUUCUUUAGAUUUUGAAAGCUACAGAUUACAGAUUCGGCUCGAGGCUAUUCUUCAACGUUGAUUAAUUCCAUUAAGCACUUAUUUGGGCGGAUUUAUUCCUGGUUAAUUUUUGGCAGAUUCCAAAUGGGUACCAUCACAGAUUUUUAGAGAUUUUUCAAAAUGCCAUUUUCUUUUGAUUGUGGAGGCUACAUAUCAAGGAAUCAAGCCGAGUCUAUUCUCCACCGAUAAUGAAGUCUAAUGAUCCUAUUCUCCAUGGAUGAUAAGUCCAUUAAGAACCGAUUUGGGGCAAUUUAUUUUCAGAUUACAUUUUUGUAACUUUUUGGUCGAAGAAAGGUCAUUUUCUUUAGAUUUUGAAGGCUACAAAUCACGGAUUCUACCUGAGACUAUUCUUCAAUGAUGAUUAAGUCCAUUAAGCACCGAUUUGGGCAUAUUUAUUUCUUGUCAAUGUUUGGCAGAAUUCAAAGGGGUAGCAUCACAGAUUUAGGGAAAUUUUUCGAAAUGUCAUUUUCUUUUGAUUCUGGAGGCUAGAUAUCACGGAUCAGGCCGAGGCUAUUAUCCACCGAUGAUGAAGCUAUUGAUCCUAUUCUCCAUAAAUGAUAAGUCCAUUAACCACCGAUUUGGGUCAAUUGAUUUUUUGAUGACAUUUUCGUAAUUUUUUAAGCUUCAAAAGGCCAUUAUCUUUAGAUUUUGAAGGCUACAGACCACAUAUUUGGCUUGAGGAUAUUAUUCAACGAUGAUUAAGUCCAGUAAGCACCGAUUUAGGCGGAUUUAUCAAAGGUCAAUUAUUGGCAGAUUUCAAAGGGGUACCAUCACAGAUUUCGGGAGAUUUUUUCGAAAUGCCAUUUUCUUUUGAUUCUGGAGGCUACAUAUCAAAGAAUCAAGCCGAGUCUACUCUCCACCGAUAAUGAAGUCUAAUGAUCUUAUUCUCCACGGAUGAUAAGUCCAUUAAGAACCGAUUUGGGGCAAUUUAUUUUCGGAUGGCAUUUUCGUAAUUUUUUGGGCAAAGAAUGGUCAUUUUCUUUGUAUUUUGAAGGCUACAAAUCACAGAUUCGACCUGAGACUAUUCUUCAACGAUGAUUAAGUCCAUUAAGCAUCAAUUUGGGAAAAUCUAUUCCUUGUCUAUUUUUGGCAGAUUUUAAUGGGGUACCAUCAAAUAUUUCAUGAGAUUUUUUCGAAAUGUCAUUUUCUUUUUACUCAGGAGGCUACAUAUUGCGGAAUCAUGCCGAGGAUAUUCUCCUACGAUGAUGAAGCUAUUGAUCCCAUUCUCCAUAAAUGAUAAGCCCAUUAAGCACUUAUUUGGGUCAAUUGAUUUUUGGAUGACAUUUUCGUAAUUUUUUAAGCUUCGAAAGGCCAUUUUCUUUAGAUUUUGAAGUCUACAGAUCACAAAUUUGGCUUGAGGCAAUUAUUCAACAAUGAUUAAGUCCAUUAAGCACCGAUUUGGGCGGAUUUAUCCAUUGUCAAUAUUUUGCAAUUUUCUUUGUAUUCUGAAGGCAACAAAUCACGGAUUUGGCCUGAGACUAUUCAUCAACGAUGGUAAAGUCCAUUAAGCACCGAUUUGGGCAUAUUUAUUUCUUGUCAAUUUUUGGCAGAAUUCAAAGGGGUACCAUCACAUAUUUUUGAAAUUUUUUCGAAAUGUCAUUUUCUUUUGAUUCUGGAGGCUACAUAUCACGGAUCAAGCCGAGGCUAUUCUCCACCGAUGAUGAAGCUAUUGAUCCUAUUCUCCACAAAUGAUAUGCCCAUUAAGCACCGAUUUGUUUCAAUUGAUUUUUUGAUGACAUUUUCGUAAUUUUUUAAGCUUCAAAAGGCCAUUAUCUUUAGAUUUUGAAGGCUACAGAUCACAAAUUUGGCUUGAGGCUAUUAUUCAACGAUGAUUAAGUCCAUUAAGCACAGAUUUGAGCGGAUUUAUCCCUGGUCAAUUUUUAGCAGAUUCCAAAGGGGUACCAUCACAGAUUUUGCAAGAAUUUUUUGAAAUGUCAUUUUCUUUUGAUUUGGAGUCUACAUAUCACGGAAUCAAGCCGAGUCUAUUCUCCACCGAUAAUGAAGUCUAAUGAUCCUAUUCUCCACGGAUGAUAAGUCCAUUAAGAACAUAUUUGUGUCAAUUUAUUUUUGGAUGACAUUUUCGUAAUUUUUUAAACUUCGAAAGGCCAUUUUCUUUAGAUUUUGAAGGCUACAGAUCACAGAUUCGGCUUGAGACUAUUCUUCAACGAUGAUUAAUUUAUUAAGCACCGAUUUGGGUGGUUUUAUCCCUGGUUAAUUUUUGGCAGAUUCCAAAGGGGUACCAUCACAGAUUUUUAGAGAUUUUUCGAAAUGCAUUUUCUUUUGAUUCUGGAGGCUACAUAUCAGAAAAUCAAGCCGAGUCUAUUUUCCGCCAAUAAUGAAGUCUAAUGAUCCUAUUCUCCACGGAUGAUAAGUCCAUUAAGAACCAAUUUGGGCAAAUUUAUUUUCCGAUGGCAUUUUGGUAAUUUUUGGGGAAGAACGACCAUUUUCUUUGUAUUCUGAAGGCUACAAAUCCCGGAUUCGGCCUGAGACUAUUAUUCAACGAUGAUUAAGUCCAUUAAGCUCCGAUUUGGGCAUAUUUAUUUCUUGUCAAUUUUUGGCAGAAUUCAAAGGGGGUACCAUCACAGAUUUCGGGAAAUUUUUCGAAAUGUCAUUUUCUUUUUAAUUCUGGAGGCUACAUAUCACGGAUCAGGCCGAGGCUAUUCUCCACCGAUGAUGAAGUUAUUGAUCCUAUUCUCCACAAAUGAUAAGUCCAUUAACCACCGAUUUGGGUCAAUUGAUUUUUGGAUGACAUUUUCGUAAAUUUUUAAGCUUCAAAAGGCCAUUAUCUUUAGAUUUUUAAGUCUAUAGAUCACAUAUUUGGCUUGAGGCUAUUCUUCAACGAUGAUGAAGUCCAUUAACCACCAAUCUGGGCGGAUUUAUCCCUGGUUAAUUAUUGGAAAAUUCCAAAGGGGUACAAUCACAGAUUUUUAGAGAUUUUGCGAAAUUCAAUUUUCUUUUGAUUCUCGAGGCUACAUAUCACGGAAUCAAGCCGAGUCUAUUCUCCACCGAUAAUGAAGUCUAAUGAUCCUAUUCUCCACGGAUGAUAAGUCCACUAAGAACCGAAUUGGGACGAUUUAUUUUCGGAUGACAUGUUUAUAAUUUUUGGUCGAAGAAAGACCAUUUUCUUUGUAUUUUGAAGGCGACAAAUCACGGAUUCGACCUGAGACUAUUCUUCAAUGAUGAUUAAGUCAAUUAAGCCCCAAUUUGGGCAAAUCUAUUCCUUGUCUAGUUUUGGCAGGUUUUAAAGGAGUACCAUCACAGAUUUCGGGAGAUUUUUUUGAUAUGUCAUUUUCUUUUGACUCCGGAGGCUACAUAUUGCGGAAUCAUGCCGAGGAUAUUCUCCAACGACGAUGAAGCUAUUGAUACCAUUCUCCACAAAUGAUAAGUCCAUUAAGCACCGAUUUGGGUCAAUUGAUUUUUGGAUGACAUUUUCAUAAUUUUUUAAGCUUCAAAAGGCCAUUAUGUUUAGAUUUUGAAGGCUACAGAUCACAGAUUUGACUUGAGGCUAUUCUUCAACGAUGAUUAAGUCCAUUAAGCACCAAUUUGGGCGGAUUUAUCCCUGGUCAAUUUUUGGCAGGUUCUAAAGGGGUACCAUCACAGAUUUCUGGAGAUUUUUUCGAAAUGCCAUUUUCUUAUGAUUCUGGAGGCUACAUAUAAUGGAAUCAAGCCGAGACUAUUCUCCAUCAAUAAUGAAGUCUAAUGAUCCUAUUCUCCACAGAUGAUAAGUCCAUUAAGAACAUAUUUGAGCCAAUUUAUUUUUGGAUGACAUUUUCGUAAUAUUUUAAGCUUUGAAAGGCCAUUUUCUUUAGAUUUUGAAUGCUACAUAUCACAGAUUCGGCUUGACGCUAUUCUUCAACGAUGAUUAAGUCCAUUAAGCACCAAUUUAGGCAUAUUAAUUUUUGCCAAUUUUUGGCAGAAUUCAAAUGGGUACCAUAACAGAUUUCGUGAAAUUUUUCGAAAUGUCAUUUUCUUUUGAUUAUGGAGGCUACAUAUAAGGGAAUCAAGCCGAGUCUAUUCUCCACCGAUAAUGAAGUAUAAUAGUCCUAUUCUCCAUGCAUAAUAAGUCCAUUAAGAACCGAUUUGGGCCAAUUUAUUUUCGGAUGGCAUUUUGGUAAUUUUUUGGCGAAGAAAGACCAUUUUCUUUGUAUUUUGAAGGCUAUAAAUCAUGGAUUCGACCUGAGACUAUCCUUCAACGAUGAUUAAGUCCAUUAAGCACCGAUUUGAGCAUAUUUAUUUCUUGUCAAUUUUUGGCAGAAUUCAAAAGGGUACCAUCACAAAUUUCGAUAAAAUUUUCGAAAUGUCAUUUUCUUUUUAUUCUGGAGGCUACAUAUCACGGAAUCAGGUUGAGGCUAUUCUCCACCGAUGAUGAAGCUAUUCAUCCUAUACUCCGCAAAUGAUAAGUCCAUUAAGCACCGAUUUGGGUCAAUUGAUUUUUGGAUGACAUUUUCGUAAUUUUUUAAGCUUCAAAAGGCCAUUAUCUUUAGAUUUUGAAAGCUACAGAUCACAGAUUUGACUUGAGGCUAUUCUUCAACGAUGAUUAAGUCCAUUAAGCACCGAUUGGGGCAGAUUUAUUCCUGGUCAAUUUUUGGCAUAUUCCAAAGGGGUACCAUCACAUAUUUCGGGAGAUUUAUUCGAAAUGCCAUUUUCUUUUCAUUUUGGAGGCUACAUAUCACGGAAUCAAGCCGAAUCUAUCCUCCACCGAUAAUGAAGUCUAAUGAUCUUAUUCUCCACGGAUGAUAAGUCCAUUAAGAACUUAUUUGGGCCAAUUUAUUUUCGGAUGACAUUUUCGUAAUUUUUUGGGCGAAGAAAGACCAUUUUCUUUGUAUUUUGAAGGCUACAAACGGAUUCGGCCUGAGACUAUUCUUCAACGAUGAUUAAGUCCAUUAAGCACCGAUUUGGGCAUAUUUAUUUCUUGUCAAUUUUUGGCAGAUUUCAAAGAGAUCACAAAUUUCUAGAGAUUUUUUCGAAAUGCCAUUUUCUUUUGAUUCUAGAGCCUACAUAUCAUGGAAUCAAGCCGAGGUUAUUCUCCAUCGAUAUUGAAGUCUAAUGAUCCUAUUCUCCAAGGAUGAUAACUCCAUUAAGAACCGAUUUGGGCCAAUUUAUUUUCAGAUGACAUUUUGGUAAUUUUUGGGCGAAGAAAGAUCAUUUUCUUUGUAUUUUGAAGACUACAAAUUACGGAUUCGGCCUGAGACUAUUCUUCAACGAUGAUUAAGUCCAUUAAGCACCGAUUUGGGUAUAUUUAUCCCCAGUCAAUUUUUGCCAGAUUCCAAAGGGCUACCAUCACAGAUUUUGGGAGAUUUUUUCGAAAUGCAAUUUUCUUUUGAUUCUGGAGACUACAUAUCACGAAAUCAAGCCGAGUCUAUUCUCCACCGAUAAUGAAGUCUAAUGUUCCUAUUCUCCACGGAUGAUAAGUCCAUUCAGAAAAGAUUUGGGCCAAUUUAUUUUCGGAUGACAUUUUCGUAAUUUUUUAGGGCGAAGAAAGGCCAUUUUCUUUGUAUUUUGAAGGCUACAAAUCACGGAUUCGACGUGAGGCUAUUCUUCAACGAUGAUUAUGUCCAUUAAGCACCGAUUUGGGCAUAAUUAUUCCUUGUCAAUUUUUGGCAGAUUUUAAAGUGGUACCAUCACAGAUUUCGUGAGAUUUUUUAAAAAUGUCAUUUUCUUUUGACUAUGGAUGCUACAUAUUACGAAAUCAUGCCGAGGCUAUUCUCCAACGAUGAUGAAGCUAUUGAUCCUAUUCUCCUCAAAUGAUAAGUCCAUUAAGCACCGAUUUGGGUCAAUUGAUUUUUGGAUGACAUUUUCAUAAUUUUUUAAGCUUGAAAAGGCCAUUAUCUUUAGAUUUUGGCUACAGAUCACAGAUUUUGCUUGAGGCUAUUCUUCAACGAUGAUUAAGUCCAAUAAGCACCGAUUUGGGUGGAUUUGUCCCUGGGGAAUUUUUGGCAGGUUCCAAAGGGGUACCAUCGCAGAUAUCGGGAGAUUUUUUCGAAAUGCCAUUUUCUUUUGAUUCUGGAGGCUACAUAUCAUGGAACCAAGCCGAUGCUAUUCUCCAUCUAUAAUGAAGUCUAAUGAUCCUAUUCUCCACGGAUGAUAAGUCGAUUAAGAACAUAUUUGGGCUAAUUUAUUUUGAUUACAUUUUCAUAAUUUUUUAAGCUUCAAAAGGCCAUUAUCUUUAGAUUUUGAAGGCUACAGAUCACAUAUUUGGCUUGAGGCUAUUCUUCAAUGAUGAUUAAGUUCAUUAAGCAUCGAUUUGGGCGGAUUUAUCACUAGUCAAUUUUUGGCAGGUUCCAAAGGGGUACCAUCACAGAUUUCGGGAGAUUUUUUCGAAAUGCCAUUUUCUUUUGAUUCUCAAGGCUACAUAUCAUGGAAUCAAGCUGAGGUUAUUCUCCAUCGAUAAUGUAUUCUAAUGAUCCUAUUAUCCACGGAUGAUAAGUCCAUUAAGAGCAUAUUUGGGCAAAUUUAUUUUUGGAUUACAUUUUCAUAAUUUUUUAUGCUUCGAAAUGCCAUUUUCUUUAGAUUUUGAAGCCUACAGAUCACAGAUUUGGCUUGAGGCUAUUCUUCAACGAUGAUUAAGUUCAUUAAGCACCGAUUUGAGCGAAUUUAUCCUUGGUAAAUUUUUGGCAGAUUCCAAAGGGGUACCAUCACAGAUUUUGCGAGAAUUUUUUGAAAUGCCAUUUUUAUUUUGAUUCUGGAGGCUACAUAUCACGGAAUUAAGUCAAGGCUAUUCUUCAUCGAUAAUGAAGUCUAAUGAUCAUAUUCUCCACGGAUGAUAAGUCCAUUAAGAACAUAUUUGGGCCAAUUUAUUUUUGGAUGAUAUUUUAGUAAUUUUCAAGCUUCGAAAGGCCAUUUUAUUUAGAAUUUGAAGGCUACCGAUGAUAGAUUCGGCUUGAGGCUAUUCUUCAACGAUGAUAAAGUCUAUUAAGCACUGAUUUGGGCGGAUUUAUACCUGGUCAAUUUAUGGCAGAUUCCAAAGGGGUAACCAUCACAGGUUUCCGGAGAUUUUUUCGAAAUGCAAUUUUCAUUUGAUUUUGGAGGGUACAUAUCACGGAAUCAAGGCGAGUCUAUUCUCCACCGAUAAUGAAGUCUAAUGAUCCUA
Molecule: messenger RNA, 14550 nt
Organism: Linum trigynum
Lineage: Eukaryota; Viridiplantae; Streptophyta; Magnoliopsida; Malpighiales; Linaceae
Source: the annotation of a GenBank genome assembly